Molecule: messenger RNA, 1410 nt
Organism: Erythranthe guttata (spotted monkey flower)
Lineage: Eukaryota; Viridiplantae; Streptophyta; Magnoliopsida; Lamiales; Phrymaceae
Source: RefSeq, a predicted model, not a curated record
AUGGCAGCAAAUGGUGAAUCAAACCCCAUCGCCGCUGGUAUUAUUGGAAGUUGUCGGUACAGUGAUUAUCUGCACAUCAUUUCCAUUAAGAAUGAUUCGACUUUAAAGGAGAUCUAUGAAUCUAUCUUAACGAAGUGGAACGAUAUACAUCCCGACAAAUUGGUGCUCCAAUACUUGGCUCCCCGUGAAAGAAUGUUUGUCACACUGACUUCUGACGAAGACGUGGUGAAUAUGGUUACAUUGCAUUUGGUAAUGCACAUGAGUGUGGUCGACAUUAUGGUGAGCCGCACUGAUGAACUUGAUGGGCGUAGAAGGAGGACCCCCAGCAACGGUGAGUCUGUUAGUUCCAACAGUCCGUUGCUGCAAAUUGAGUACAAUCCGGUUGGAGAUUCAAUUGAUGCAUGGAGACAUUGCAUACGCGGGGAGAAUCAAAUUUUCAAAGAUGCUAAUGAUUUUAGGUUUAUGCUAAAAAAUUACUGCAUUGCUAACAAUCGAACCUUUAAGUACAAGAAAAAUGAUCAACAAAAGAUCAUAGCCGUAUGCAUUGUUGAAAAUUGCAAAUGGAGGGUUUAUGCAUCAGUUCAUAAAUCAGACAAGUUAUUCGACAUUCGCAAAUGUAUUAUUGAGCACAGUUGUGGUGAUGCUACUCUUCGUACAAGGGGUCAUCCCAAAGCCGAUGCUACGUGGAUUUCGCAACUUAUGAAACAAAAAUUGAGAGAUGAGCCAGGUUACAAACCAAUUGCUAUUUUGAAUGAGAAUAACCCUGGUAGUUGUGCCGAUUAUGAGAUUGACCCUCAAACUCAAAAGUUUCUUCGGAUCUUUAUUAGUUUUGGAAAUUCUAUUUUGGGUUUCCACCGUGGGUGUAGGCAAAUGAUAUGUUUGGAUGGGACUCAUAUUAAAAAUAAGUACAAAGGUUGCUUACUUUCUGUUGUGUCCAAAGAUCCAAAUGAUGAGUUAUACACAUUGGCCUAUGCAAUUGUUGAUGCCGAGAAUGACAGGAAUUGGGAGUGGUUUUGUAAUAAGCUGAAAGAGAUUCUUGUUUAUCACAAUGGGGGUUUAUUGAAAAAUUACACAAUUUUCUCUGAUCGUCAUUCGGGGCUUAUUAAAGCCAUUCCACUGGUAUUUCCUGGUAGCAACCAUGCUUAUUGUUUGCGACAUUUGGAGGAUAACUUUAGAACAAAGGUUCUAAGAUCGUAUCCAUUGCACAACAAAGCAUAUUGGGUGAGUGUUCUACAUAAGGCUGCAAUUGCUCCUACUCGGCAAGAGUUUGAGGAACAUAUAUCUCAUAUAGUUCAAUCAAUGCCUCGUGCGGAAUCAUUUAUCCGAGACUCUGAUCCCAAUCGUUGGGCCAAUGCAUACUUUUCUGGGGAUAGAUGGGGAAUAAUGAACAGUAACCAAGUUGAAUGUUAG